Molecule: messenger RNA, 2914 nt
Organism: Heteronotia binoei (common prickly gecko)
Lineage: Eukaryota; Metazoa; Chordata; Lepidosauria; Squamata; Gekkonidae
Product: oocyte zinc finger protein XlCOF6-like
Exons: 3
Coding region: 87-2462 (791 amino acids)
Biological process (GO): regulation of transcription by RNA polymerase II
Cellular component (GO): nucleus
Molecular function (GO): DNA-binding transcription activator activity, RNA polymerase II-specific; RNA polymerase II cis-regulatory region sequence-specific DNA binding
Source: RefSeq, a predicted model, not a curated record
UUUCUUUGGAGGAAGUGUCUGUCUCUUUCACGGAGGCAGAGUGGGCCCUGCUGGAUCCAGGACAAAGAGCUCUGUACAGGGAAGUCAUGCUGGAGAACUAUGGGAAUGUGGCCUCUCUGGAAGCCAGAACUAUAAGAGAAACUAUGGCGGAGAAAGAGAACGGUCUUGCAUUCGAAAAAAGUUUGCAGAGUUCUUCCAGAGGAUCCCAAGAGCAUAUCUCCUUCCCAAAUGAGCUGGUUCAGACAAAUGAUCAUCAGAGGAAUGAGGAGGGAGAGAAACAUCAUCAGGAAAUACCGGAUGGAGUUGAAAAUGAAGACUUGAACAAAAAUGUCAGGAAUCAAAGCAGAAUAAAGAGAAAGAAUGGUGGCUGUAUGGUUGAGAAGCGUGAUGGAAGACAGAGGAGUAAACAUUUUCCAAAGCACAGGAAAAUGAAAGCAAGUAAAUCCAUUCAGUUCAGAAAGAAUUUCAGAAAUAGAUCACAGCUUCUUCUGCACCAAAGAAUAAAGAGAGAGGAGAAACUCCCUGAAUACUCAGGGACCAGAAAUAAAUUCAGUCUCAGUGACAAUCUUCAACAGCAUCAGAGAAUCCACCCAGGGGAGAAGCCUUUUGAAUGCUAUGAGUGUGGAAAGAGAUUCAGUCAGAAUGGUUAUCUUCAGAAUCAUCAGAGAACCCACAUGGGAGUGAAACCUUUUGAAUGUUCAGAUUGUGGAAAGAGAUUCAGUCAGAGUGGUUGUCUUCAAAAGCAUCAGAGAACCCACACAGGGGAGAAGCCUUUUGAAUGUUCAGAGUGUGGAAAGAGAUUCAGUACGAGUGGCAGUCUUCAAACACAUCAGAGAACACACACAGGGGAGAAACCUUUUGAAUGUUCAGAGUGUAAAAAGACAUUCAGUCAGAGUGGCCACCUUCAAACGCAUCAGAGGACCCACACAGGGGAGAAGCCUUUUGAAUGCUCAGAGUGUGGAAAGAGAUUCAGUAAGAGUUAUCAUCUUCAACAGCAUCGGAGAACCCACACAGGGGAGAAGCCUUUUGAAUGCUCAGAGUGUGGAAAGAGAUUUAGUACAAGUGGCAGUCUUCAAAAGCAUCAGAGGACCCACACAGGGGAGAAGCCUUUUGAAUGCUCUGAGUGUGGAAAGAGAUUCAGUCAGAGUAGCAGUCUUCAAAAGCAUCAGAGGACCCACACAGGGGAGAAGCCUUUUGAAUGCUCAGAGUGUGGAAAGAGAUUCAGUCAGAGUGGCAGUCUUCAAUAUCAUCAGAGAACCCACACAAGUGAAAAGCCUUUUGAAUGCUCUGAGUGUGGAAAGAGAUUCAGUAAGAGUCGCAGUCUUCAAUGUCAUCAGAGAACCCACACAGGGGAGAAGCCUUUUGAAUGCUUGGGGUGCGGAAAGAGAUUCAGUAAGCGUUGUUCUCUUCAAUGUCAUCAGAGAACUCACGCAGGGGAGAAGCCUUUUGAAUGCUUGGAGUGCGGAAAGAGAUUUAGUACGAGUGGCAAUCUUCAAUGUCAUCAGAGAACCCACACAGGGGAGAAGCCUUUUGAAUGCUCAGAGUGUGGAAAGACAUUCAGUCAUAGUGGCCAUCUACAAAUGCAUCAGAGGACCCACACAGGGGAGAAGCCUUUUGAAUGCUCAGAGUGUGGAAAGAGAUUCAGUCAGAGUGGCAGUCUUCAAUAUCAUCAGAGAACCCACACAGGGGAGAAGCCUUUUGAAUGCUCUGAGUGUGGAAAGAGAUUCAGUAAGAGUAGCAGUCUUCAAUAUCAUCAGAGAACCCACACAGGGGAGAAGCCUUUUGAAUGCUUGGGGUGCGGAAAGAGAUUUAGUACAAGUGGCAGUCUUCAAUAUCAUCAGAGAACCCACACAGGGGAGAAGUGUUUUGAAUGCUCAGAGUGUGGAAAGAGAUUCAGUAAGCGUUGUUAUCUUCAAUAUCAUCAGAGAACUCACGCAGGGGAGAAGCCUUUUGAAUGCUUAGAGUGCAGAAAAAAAUUUAGUACGAAUGGCAGCUUUCAAUGUCAUCAGAGAAUCCACACAGGGGAGAAGCCUUUUGAAUGCUCAGAGUGUGGGAAGAGAUUCAGUAAGAGUUGCAAUCUUCAAUAUCAUCAGAGAACCCACACAGGGGAGAAACCUUUUCAAUGCUCAGAGUGUGGAAAGAGAUUCAUUCAGAGUAGCAGUCUUCAAAAGCAUCAGAGAACCCACACAGGGGAGAAGCCUUUUGAAUGCUCGGUGUGUGGAAAGAGAUUCAGUCAGAGUGGCCAUCUUCAAAAGCAUCAGAGAACACACACAGGGGAGGAGCCUUUCGAAUGCUCAGAGUGUGGAAAGAGAUUUAGUACGAGUGGCAAUCUUCAGUAUCAUCAGAGAACCCACACAGGCGAGAAACCUUUUGAAUGUUCAGAGUGUGGAAAGGGAUUCUUGUGGAGUUUCAGUCUUCAAAGGCAUCAGAGAACCCACACAGGGGAGAAACCUUUUGAAUGAUCAAAGUGUGAAAUAGACCCAAAGGAUAACCUUUCUAAUCCUCAAUGCCUGUCCAUGGCUCUCCACACCUGGACUUGGAAAUGGCCCUAAGGUAGGCUUUCAUGAUAGAGGGGCACCAUCUCAAUGAAUGAGACAUACACUGAACUUGCUGAAGAGCUGUUGGCCCAUCAGCCUCCUUUACUGCAGUGGCAGCUGUUCUCCCAUGCACCCCAAUAAGGGUAAGGGGAGCAGGCGAUGCGAAAGGCCCCAGAAGAAGCGAGGACAGACUACUGCAUUGGAGAAUCCAAAGGGGAGAAACCUUUUGAUUGCUCGGAGUGUGAGAGAAGAUUCAUUUAGAGUGGCAAUGUUCAACUGCAUCCAUGAUCCCACGCAUGGGGAGAAAAUGUUGAAAAGGGAUUCAGAAAGUGUGACAAUGUUCAAAAGAUUAAAAGAAUAAAGAAUAAAAUUCAUUU